Strongylus vulgaris is the source of this 213-nucleotide messenger RNA. The record is from the annotation of a GenBank genome assembly. NCBI's taxonomy places the organism in Eukaryota, Metazoa, Nematoda, Chromadorea, Rhabditida, Strongylidae.
AUGGUGUCAAGUAUUGGCUUAUUUCGAAUUCGUGGAACACUGACUGGGGAGAGAACGGAUUGUUCCGUAUCCUGCGAGGAAGCAACGAGUGCGACAUCGAAACAUACGUGGUUGCUGGUCUUCCAAAACUUUGAAUUUAUCAAAUACACUGCGGCUCUUUUGAGUAUCAAUGAAUUUUGCAUUCCACUUUGCAUCAUUCAUUCAAUAAGAUAA